Stereum hirsutum FP-91666 SS1 is the source of this 1134-nucleotide messenger RNA. Its product is annotated as arylalcohol dehydrogenase. Lineage: Eukaryota; Fungi; Basidiomycota; Agaricomycetes; Russulales; Stereaceae. Bases 1 to 1134 code for a protein of 377 amino acids. The record is from RefSeq and is a predicted model, not a curated record. The transcript has 8 exons.
AUGUCCACCCUCCCAGUUGCCCCCGACCCACCCACACCACUCGGUCGCUAUCGUCUUCUCUCGCCAACAGCCAGCAUCCGUGUCUCGCCAAUCGCACUAGGCGGGAUGUCUAUCGGUGACAAAUGGGGCAGCUCGACGAAGGAAGGGUCUUUCAAAGUGAUGGAUGCAUAUUACGAGGAGGGAGGGAAUUUUAUUGAUACGGCGAAUGGAUACCAGGACGGAAGCUCCGAGGAGCUCAUUGGGGAGUGGAUGGAGCUAUGCGGGAAUAGGGAUCAAAUGGUCGUCGCUACGAAAUACUCCUCCCCGUGGAAACGCCACGACCCCUCCGUGGUCCAAAAGGUCCACUACACAGGCAACGGCACGAAAUCCAUGCACGUCUCUGUUGAUGCGUCUCUCCGCAAGUUGAGGACUAGUUAUAUCGAUAUUUUAUACGUGCAUUGGUAUGACUGGGAUACGAGCGUGCAGGAGUUGAUGGGGAGCUUGCAUAAUUUGGUCGUUGCCGGGAAGGUUCUUCACUUGGGUAUAUCUGACUCGCCAGCGUGGUUCGUUACCAAAGCGAACCAGUACGCAACCGAUCACGGAAAAACACCUUUCUGCAUCUAUCAAGGUCAAUGGAAUCUCGCGCUGCGCUCAUUCGAGCGCGAUAUCAUCCCCAUGGCGCGUGCUGAAGGACUGGCACUAGCCCCCUGGGACGUCCUAGCUCGAGGCAAAUUCCGCACAGAAGCAGAAGCCCAAAUCCAGAUCGCCGCGGGAGACAAAGGCCGUGUUGCUUUCGGGUCCGAGAAACUCGAAGCCUCGGAGGACGAAAAAAAGGUCAGCGCUGCGCUGGAGAAAGUCGCAGCUGAUGUCGGAGCGGGUAGUAUUCAAGCUGUUGCCAUCGCUUACCACCUCCAAAAGACACCCUACGUCUUCCCGAUCAUCGGAGUCAGCAAAAUCGAGAAAAUGCACAAAAACAUCGAAGCGCUGCAGAUCCGACUUUCCGAAGAGCAGAUGACUUUCUUGGAGAGCGCACUCCCUUUCGACGUCGGGUUUCCUAACUGGCUCAUUGGCGAUGGGACGAAGGAGCAUGAUAUCAUGAAAAUAUCGACGCGGCUUGAUGUGUGGCCCAAGCCUGAGCCGAUUAAGCCUGCUUGA